This is a messenger RNA of Megalopta genalis, 7049 nucleotides long. The record is from RefSeq and is a predicted model, not a curated record. NCBI's taxonomy places the organism in Eukaryota, Metazoa, Arthropoda, Insecta, Hymenoptera, Halictidae.
GUCGGUCGGUACAGUGUAAGUCCCCUCACAGUAAGGGCCCACAGGCCAUCCAGUUCGUUUCUUCCUCGCCUACUUUUAGGAAUUAGUCGCAUCUCGUCCGGUGCCAAGGAAGCGAGGCUUCUUCCCUGCUCGUAUCAGAUCCGCAAGGCCUCUCCCACCUCUCUCUUUCUCUUUCUCUCUUUCUCUCUCUCUCUCUCUCUCCCUCUCGCUGUCUCUCUCUCUCUCUCCCUUUUUCUCUAUCUCUCCGACGUUCGACGAUCGUCAACACCGGCCGUGCGCCGUUUCACUAAAAAUUCACGAGACGGAAGGAAAUAGUGCGCGCGGGAAGAAGCGGAGGCAGAGAGAAUACAGCGGGACGAGGAAAAGCACGAUACACGCGAACACACGAAGAUCGAGGACAAAAUCGUCGAUCGCAAUAGUGACCGCGAACGGUGCGUGGAUUACCGAUUGUUCCGGUUCGAGUUCUCCACGCGGGUUCGGCUGUCAUUGGAUCCUGAGCAGGUCCUGAGAUCGUCCUUAGAGACCCAUGAGGAGGAUCUCACGGAACGAGUGAUCGAACCCGAAGAGGAACGAGAAGAAGAAGAAGAAGAAGAAGCAGAAGAAGGUCACGGAAACGGGAGGAGAAACAGUGCGCACGGCUGAUGAAGAACACCGGGAGGCUGAUGUGCUGUCGACAGUGCUCGAGGAGGCAAGGAAGGAGAUUCUGGGCAAGGUCAAGGACCCUGUCCCGCGGGAAUUCCUCUUCCUGAUCUACGGCGGAUCGAUCGCGGAUCCCUCGACGGUCGACCGUGGAAGGACGUCGCGUUGGUGCCUCGAGAAGUACGCGGCGAAGAGGAGGCAGCGAGAACAGGCAGAAGAAACGGAAGACCGCAGUGAAAGUUUUGUGGUCCUGCUCUGGCUUCCGGUUUUCUCGGGGAAUUAGACGCGGUCGUUAAUUGUCCUCGAUAACUACGAUUCGAUCGAUCAGUGCACAUUUGGGACUUACACGUGAGUGCACACACACGCAAACAUACACACACAUAACAGACACGGACGGAGACAUUCUUGUCGUCAUUAACGUGCUAUAUACCAUUGUGCCUGCUCUAUGCGACCGUCGUUGCCGUUUUAUCGUCACGCCGAAAGGAAUAUAAGUUCGACCUUCGUUCACGUCCUUCGGGCCCUUGUACAUCGGUGUUGCCCCGUGAGAGGUGAAGUCUUGUAGUAAAGUGAUCUUUGAUAAAUCCGUUGUCAAAGCAGCCCCGGGAUCCAGCGGGUGCACAGUGUCUCGUUCUGUGGAUAGAUUUAUAAGAGGAGGUCCUGAGGACAUCAAAAAUUCCACUCUGGAUACCACGCUGCUCAUAUGAUAUAUUUAUUUGAUGAGGAUCGGCGUUCGAGAUCUUGCGCGGUGUCGCAAGGGUAGCCAGACCGGCUCGUGGUUCUCGUCGUUUCGAGAACAACAAAUCACACGGAUGUCCGACAAAUGUUCUGGCCCAUUUCUUGCCUACUCGAUUUUAGUCCCAGGUCCUCGCGGCGCCGUUGGCGGUUGCAGCACCCCCGGCAGUAGAGUGGAUCCCUGGUGGAAUCCUGGUCCCCUCUUCCCCUCGACCCCUGGGCCCCCAAGGAUCGACGAGGGGGCACCGGACAACGGGAACGGUGGUUUUCAGUUCUGCAACCCGGCGAAUCGUAACACGAGCAGCCCGUUGCAGCAGUCCCAGCAGCACCAGCAUCAUUCGAGUCAACGGCAGCAGUCGCAGCACCCGCCGAAUCAAUCGAACGGCUCGCGAAAUAUCUGUACGAGCUACGGCAUUGCCGCAACCCUGUCCUCUUCGUGCUCGUCGUCGAGCCUCGGCCACGUGGACACGGUAGCGCGGGGAGCUAAUGCCGUAGCUUCGUCAACGAACGCGUACGGCAUCGCCUCGUCGCCACCGGAGCACUCGGCGGCCAGCAACCUGCUGCUGUCGGCGCUCCUGACGACCACGUCCACGGCGAGCAACAACAUCCGGACCAUUCCGGUGACCACGAGCCACGUUAACACGUUGACGUCGUCGGCGGUCACGUCGCCGCUGGUGUCAGCGAACGCGAGGAACAUCGGCCACGGCGGCCUAGCCGCGGCUGACUCGCUGAACGGAAUCUUGUCGACCCUGAACGUGCGGAUCAAGACGGAGGAGUACUCGAAGCUCCGGCCAGAGGAUCGAAGAUCGACCAACGCGACCCUCUCGUCGCUGCCCUCGUCGUUGUCUUCGCCCUCCACUUCCGCGUUCAACACCUCCCUGCUGAGCUCUCUGCUGUCCACGUCGCGGAUAUCGUCGGGCCAGUGCCGGAACGACACCGACGAGGAUCUCCUCUCGAGGUCCUGCAUCAAGCUCGAGUACCCGUCCACGGACACGCAACAGAGCCGGGGACAAGAGGAGCGAACGGUGGUGCGGAACAUCAAGGUCGAGUAUCCUCUCAGCCAGUCGUCCCAGGACGUUCUGGACACCGAGGAAGAGGAGCUAGCAGCCACGUCGCCCUACAACAUCAUCGGCGGGAAUCCGGGCAACAGGUGUUUGAAGCAGUCGCCGGCGUGCGGCGGCAAGAGCUCGUUGGUCAAGGACGUCGUCGCGCCACCCUGUGCGGGCGUCGUUUCGCCAACCUCCGACAUCGUGAUCGACAUGAAGUACGAGACCCAGUCCGGUCCGCCGGCAGCGCCGCCGCACUUGACGUCGUCGGGGGUCGAGCCGCCGCAUAGUAGUCAAGGGACAGGCAUCGUGGUCGGUGGAUCGCCCGCCGAGGUGGUCGGCGUGGACAGUUUACUCCUGUCGCCCUGGGGCGCGACAGGGCCGGACUUCCUAGAGCCUCCGGAUGUCAAGCAAACGGCAGCUGGUUUGCCGGAUGCAUGGGACACUCUUCUGUUGGGCUCUUCCGUCGGAGUCGCCUCGGCGCAGUCGCUGGCGGAGCUGAAGCCCCUGCCGCCGUUCACAGGAUACACGGGACACCUAAGCAUCAACGGCAUACCCGGCCACCAUUAUCACACGAUAGCCUCGUCCGCGCAACGGCCUUCGUUACCAUCAUCCUCCCCCACGUCAUCCUCCAAUCAGGAAUACUACGAGUCGCCGGUGGUGUCCUCGAGCACACCUUGCCCGCAGGGCAGCCAGAAGCAGCAGCAGCAGCAGCAGCAGCAGCAGCAACAGCAGCAGCAGCAGCAGCAACAACAACAGCACCAUCAGCACCAGCAGCAACAGCAGCAGCAACAACAACAGCAACAGCAUCAUCACCAUCAGCAGCAGCAACUGCCACAGUCCACGCAGCAGGUGGAAUACGAUAUCGAGGAUAUCGCGGAGAUCAUUGGUUCGGCGAUAGCGGACACAACGGUCCCCGGAGGCGGGAACGGGGCAAGCUCGGAGCACGAUCCGGACGCGUCGCGGGACUGGAUCGACAUCGCCGAAUGGAUCGACACCGCGUGUUCGCCGAAGGCACAGGAGACCAACUCGCCCGGCCCGUACCCGCAGAUCUACGCAACAGCGACGCCCUCGACCCAGGCGCAGCAGCACGGCUCGACCUUGCAGAGCCUAUUGACGCACGGUUACGCGCCGAUGCUGAACGCCAGGUUACAGUCGGCGAACGCCGGCCUGCAGAACGCGUCCUGCGGCGAGACCCCGUCCUCCACGAGUCCCUAUCCGCCCGUCAGUCCGCCGGGCAGAGUGUCGACCUCUUGCAGCCCGGACCACCUGUUGCACUCGUCGUUCGCGGCGCCGUCCCACCAGAGGAAGAGGUCGCGACCCGCCCCGGGCUCGCAGAACCCCUCGAAGAAGAGCCCGGGCACCGGGGCAACGGCGCUGCCCUACGGGACCGAGUCGGGCCUGAUCGGCGGCAAGGAGAAGCCCGUGCACAGAUGCUCGAUCUGCAACAGAGGAUUUCUGAACAAGAGCAACAUAAAGGUGCACCUCAGAACCCACACCGGCGAGAAGCCGUUCAGGUGCGAGGUCUGCGGGAAGGCGUUCAGACAGAAGGCGCACCUGAUCAAGCAUCAACAGAUCCAUAAAAGGAUCGAGAAUAUUAACGACACCGGUACCGGUACCGAUACACCGUUGCGCGACUCCCAGUUGCAAUAUGUUUUUGGGUAUAGAUCGAGGCUUUUCACAUUGNAGCCGCCGCAUAGUAGUCAAGGGACAGGCAUCGUGGUCGGUGGAUCGCCCGCCGAGGUGGUCGGCGUGGACAGUUUACUCCUGUCGCCCUGGGGCGCGACAGGGCCGGACUUCCUAGAGCCUCCGGAUGUCAAGCAAACGGCAGCUGGUUUGCCGGAUGCAUGGGACACUCUUCUGUUGGGCUCUUCCGUCGGAGUCGCCUCGGCGCAGUCGCUGGCGGAGCUGAAGCCCCUGCCGCCGUUCACAGGAUACACGGGACACCUAAGCAUCAACGGCAUACCCGGCCACCAUUAUCACACGAUAGCCUCGUCCGCGCAACGGCCUUCGUUACCAUCAUCCUCCCCCACGUCAUCCUCCAAUCAGGAAUACUACGAGUCGCCGGUGGUGUCCUCGAGCACACCUUGCCCGCAGGGCAGCCAGAAGCAGCAGCAGCAGCAGCAGCAGCAGCAGCAACAGCAGCAGCAGCAGCAGCAACAACAACAGCACCAUCAGCACCAGCAGCAACAGCAGCAGCAACAACAACAGCAACAGCAUCAUCACCAUCAGCAGCAGCAACUGCCACAGUCCACGCAGCAGGUGGAAUACGAUAUCGAGGAUAUCGCGGAGAUCAUUGGUUCGGCGAUAGCGGACACAACGGUCCCCGGAGGCGGGAACGGGGCAAGCUCGGAGCACGAUCCGGACGCGUCGCGGGACUGGAUCGACAUCGCCGAAUGGAUCGACACCGCGUGUUCGCCGAAGGCACAGGAGACCAACUCGCCCGGCCCGUACCCGCAGAUCUACGCAACAGCGACGCCCUCGACCCAGGCGCAGCAGCACGGCUCGACCUUGCAGAGCCUAUUGACGCACGGUUACGCGCCGAUGCUGAACGCCAGGUUACAGUCGGCGAACGCCGGCCUGCAGAACGCGUCCUGCGGCGAGACCCCGUCCUCCACGAGUCCCUAUCCGCCCGUCAGUCCGCCGGGCAGAGUGUCGACCUCUUGCAGCCCGGACCACCUGUUGCACUCGUCGUUCGCGGCGCCGUCCCACCAGAGGAAGAGGUCGCGACCCGCCCCGGGCUCGCAGAACCCCUCGAAGAAGAGCCCGGGCACCGGGGCAACGGCGCUGCCCUACGGGACCGAGUCGGGCCUGAUCGGCGGCAAGGAGAAGCCCGUGCACAGAUGCUCGAUCUGCAACAGAGGAUUUCUGAACAAGAGCAACAUAAAGGUGCACCUCAGAACCCACACCGGCGAGAAGCCGUUCAGGUGCGAGGUCUGCGGGAAGGCGUUCAGACAGAAGGCGCACCUGAUCAAGCAUCAACAGAUCCAUAAAAGGAUCGGCAGGGACUAGACCGGCGAGAGACAGAGUCCUUUUUCCCGCGGUUUUGGGAGAACAGUUUGGAUGUACCUAGAGACUACCGUAAGUACCUAUGACAAAGUGGCGUCGAGCAGAAACGACCCCGAGGCUGAUCGCCGUGGUUGUUCUGCGACGCUGAGCGCGGUUCUGAGCUGGUACCCGCUCUGUGAAUGAUCGUAGCCCGAAAAAUAACCGUCCAGAGAAUAUUAACGACACCGGUACCGGUACCGAUACACCGUUGCGCGACUCCCAGUUGCAAUAUGUUUUUGGGUAUAGAUCGAGGCUUUUCACAUUGUAAAUAGAUACGAAAACCAUCGUACGGGGAGCUUGGACGGAGCCAUGGAACGCGCGUACGGAAUGACACGGAACGGAUCGAAACGGAACGUGAACGUGAACGAAAAGGGAACGAAAAGGAAUGAAAUAGAAACAGGAAACGGUCGGGUGACGUGUGGGAAUGAUCUCUCGUGCUGUGUUAUAAACGACGAUUCGAAGUGAGUGAAACCCGCUGGUCCAAAUAUAUGGUGUGUGUACAUACAUACGUAUCGAUGAUAACGGAGCACACGUACGCGGGUACGUGCGUAUAUAUACGUAGGAAAAGAAGCGAACGUUCUUAUGUUUAAAGAAGAGAGGAGAGAACGUGAAAGAGGGAAGCGUCUCUCGAGGGAGAUGAUCGUUCGGGAAAGAUAAAGGUAGAUAAAGAGAAUGAGAGUAUAUAUACAUUUAUUAUGUAUACAUAUACAUAGUUAGGUGUAACAUAUAACUAAAAACGUAGACGGAAGUGACGAAAACUACGCGGAGGUGCGGCCAUGCGCAAUGGCCGCGCUACGGAUGUACCUAAGCUCUUCCAAAUGCGUUGUUUGAGUAGAUUCUAUCGCUUGUUUCUUUUUAUUUAUAAUGCUUUUAUAUUAUAUAUUUUUCACAGUCUCAUCGUGUCCGCAGUCCUUUCCUGUUUCUUUCUUAUUUAUUUUCAUUCGACUUGUCCGUCCUCCUCCGCUCCCCACCCACCCACCCUCUCCCUCUCCUUUCUCUUCAAUUGGUUUAUCUUUGUAAGAUAGUCAAUCGUCCGUCGCAUUUUACUUGAGUUUCUCGUCCCUGUCCCGCCCUCUUAAUUCUUUAGUCUCCAUAAUUAGCUUCUCGAUCUUGGCGCACCGUAAUGUAAUGUGUACGACGACGUUCUUAGGAUCGUUUACGGAUCGCCUCCUGGAUGAUGCGGCGCUCGUGUAUUACGGGUCCUUUUCGAUGGAGGGAAAGAAGACGGAACGAUUCGGUGCACUUAGCAUAUCCCGUUCUGUUUUCGAACGAUCUGUCGUCGAAACAGGGACGAGCAACAACGAGCUUUCGGCGAGCCGACCGGCGCAGGACGAUCCGCGCUGUAAUUUCGUCCCGUGAAUUUUGAAGCAAAUACUCACUCAGGCGAGCUCGAACCAAGCUGUCGACACGCCUCGCAUUAAUUAAUCUAUUUCGUCCGAUCGUCCUUCGUCAUUCGACCGGCGAAGGCCCCGUCGAAACCGCCGUCCCGUGAUGAAAUGGUGGCUGCGGAAUUGUAAUUUGUAUAAAGUCAGAAAAUGUGGAUUAUUUAAAAGCUGAUGUUCGAUUAAAUGAUUGUUACCGUAA